Messenger RNA from Perognathus longimembris pacificus (Pacific pocket mouse), 3142 nucleotides. It is a transcript of the gene Mapk9, whose product is annotated as mitogen-activated protein kinase 9. Gene Ontology annotation, biological process: protein phosphorylation; JNK cascade. The record is from RefSeq and is a predicted model, not a curated record. Gene Ontology annotation, molecular function: JUN kinase activity; ATP binding. The transcript has 13 exons. Gene Ontology annotation, cellular component: cytoplasm; nucleus. NCBI's taxonomy places the organism in Eukaryota, Metazoa, Chordata, Mammalia, Rodentia, Heteromyidae. Bases 403 to 1677 code for a protein of 424 amino acids.
GCGGCAGCUGAGCUGAAGGGAGCCGGACCGGAAGGGUCGCAGCGCCCCGGCGCCCCUCACACCCACUGCGGCGGCGACGGGGCGGAGCGGAGCGGGGCGGGGCGGCCGGAGCUCGGGACAGCGGGGGAGCCGGGAGCGGCCGGAGCGCAGCGCCGUCAGUCCGCCCGCCCGCCCGCUCUGUCUCCCUGGCGCGGCGGCCGGGAGGCGAGGAGACAUCCACUGGAUUCUACAUUUAUCUAGGUCAUGCUUUCUGCUGGGCCCCAGGGACACGAAGGAGAUAGCAGCAGGGUCCCUUCCCCCAAAGAUCCCAGGAGCUCAGUAGAGAAGGCCAGCAUGCAGACAGUUCCAGGAUAAGGAACCUGACAGCAUACCGGCUCCCAGAGUACUGUAUGACACUACAUCAUGAGUGACAGUAAAUGUGACAGUCAGUUUUACAGCGUGCAAGUGGCAGACUCAACUUUCACUGUCCUGAAACGUUACCAGCAGUUGAAACCAAUUGGCUCUGGAGCCCAAGGGAUUGUUUGUGCUGCUUUUGAUACAGUUCUUGGAAUAAAUGUUGCAGUCAAGAAACUAAGCCGUCCUUUUCAGAAUCAAACUCAUGCAAAGAGAGCUUAUCGUGAACUCGUCCUUUUAAAAUGUGUCAAUCAUAAAAAUAUAAUUAGUUUGUUAAAUGUGUUUACACCACAAAAAACUCUAGAAGAAUUUCAAGAUGUGUAUUUGGUUAUGGAAUUAAUGGAUGCUAACUUAUGCCAGGUUAUUCAUAUGGAGUUGGACCAUGAAAGAAUGUCCUACCUUCUUUACCAGAUGCUCUGUGGUAUUAAACAUCUGCAUUCAGCUGGUAUCAUUCAUAGAGAUUUGAAGCCUAGCAACAUUGUGGUAAAAUCAGACUGCACCCUUAAGAUCCUGGACUUUGGCUUGGCCCGGACAGCAUGCACCAACUUUAUGAUGACCCCCUACGUGGUAACUCGCUAUUAUCGGGCCCCAGAAGUCAUCCUGGGCAUGGGCUACAAGGAGAAUGUUGAUAUCUGGUCAGUGGGUUGCAUCAUGGGAGAGCUGGUGAAAGGUUGUGUGAUUUUCCAAGGCACUGACCAUAUUGAUCAAUGGAAUAAAGUAAUUGAGCAACUAGGAACACCAUCAUCAGAGUUCAUGAAGAAACUUCAGCCAACUGUGAGGAAUUAUGUAGAAAACAGACCAAAGUAUCCUGGAAUCAAGUUUGAAGAACUCUUUCCAGAUUGGAUUUUUCCAUCAGAAUCUGAACGAGACAAAAUAAAAACAAGUCAAGCCAGAGAUCUGUUAUCAAAAAUGUUAGUGAUCGAUCCUGACAAGCGCAUCUCUGUGGACGAAGCCCUGCGUCACCCGUACAUCACUGUUUGGUAUGACCCUGCAGAAGCAGAAGCACCACCACCUCAAAUUUAUGAUGCCCAGUUGGAAGAAAGAGAGCAUGCUAUCGAAGAGUGGAAAGAGCUCAUUUACAAAGAAGUAAUGGACUGGGAAGAAAGAAGCAAGAAUGGUGUGGUAAAAGAUCAGCCUUCAGAUGCAGCAGUAAGUAGCAACGCCACUCCUUCUCAGUCGUCAUCUAUCAAUGACAUCUCAUCCAUGUCCACCGAGCAGACCCUGGCCUCAGACACAGACAGCAGUCUUGAUGCCUCGACAGGACCCCUGGAAGGGUGUCGGUGAUAGGUUGGGAACAGGAAACGUUAUCAGUGGAGGAACGUUCACUCCCAUGGUCGUCCUAACGCUUGUGGGAGUUGAUGGAACCAAAUAGAAAAACUCCAUGUUCUGCAUGUAAGAAACACGAUGCCUUGCCCCACUCGGUUCUAAUAGGAUUGCCUGCCUAGAUUAUAAAACAAAGCAGAUCAUGUCUGAAGAAAAAGUGUGAGCCACACUUGUAGAGAUUUUUGUUCAAGAUCAUUUCAGGUGAGCAAUUAGAAUAGAAGACAUUUUACAAGUCGUGUGGUAAUAAUGGUGACAAUUUCUCCUCAUCCGUAUUCGUUGGGACUUAGUGCAUGUGACCGCUUGGGUUUGUCCACCUGGCACUUUGGAAAUCAGUAUUUAAUGCCAAAUAAUCUUCCAGGUAGUGCUGCUUCUAGAAUGAUCUCUUAAUCCUCUUAAGUCAUUUGGUGUCUGUCCAGGAAAAAAAUAGAUUUAUAUGUAUUAAUUGGCCACCAUCAUUAUGGUAUGAUUUAUUCUAUCUUUUGUAUUUCAGAAGGAUAUAAUUAAAUCUAUUUAAUAAAAGUAUAGCUUUUUUUUUAACUUGUGAUGUUUCAGGCUGAGAACUGUCACUGCUAAAAGCCAAGACACUUAUACAGACACUAUUUCCUCUAAAUUGUUUAGUGUGAGAUGAUUCCGCUUUACUGCAUGAAAAUAUUUUCAAUUUUGUGCUGCUUAAGAUGUAAGUACCUUUAAAUCCUAUCUAUCCUAUCUUUUUUUCUUGAUUGUUGGGACUUCUUGAUAAUUUUAAAUGUUCCCUACUAUUUCACCUUCUUUAUCAGUCACGUAACACUCUUUCUCAAUAAGAUGCUACCACAUAGGUUCCUGAACUCAUUGCCUAAGGUUAGACUAGAACUUUCCAAAAUGGUCUCAAAAUCUGUCAAUUACCAAGUACUUCCUUCUCCAGAUCCUGGCCUGGCUCCUUUGCUCAUCCCCUCACUCAAGAUGCAAUAUACAAUAGGCCAACAUCACAUUCGAACUCAGUUUUUCUUUCUCACUGAAAAAAAGCCAGGUCAGCCCCCUCAGAUGCCUGUUGUCCACUUUGGGGAGACAAUUCUUUCUCCUAAGGGAAAUCUAGGAAUGUUCUGGAAAAUUCUCCUAGAGGAUAGGGAUUCACUCUUGAAUGCUUUCUGGUUUUAAACUGCUCACCUGAAAUUGAUUCUUUCAGACUUUCUGAUGUGUAAAUUAUAUAUGAAAUUCAUAAAGAUACUGAGUAUUUACGUGUCAAUGCAGAAAUGGAGUUACGAUGAUUACGUUUGGCUACCUGUGCUCAGAAUGGUUUUUCCCCUUGAGCUUAAUUUGUUGCAAUUCAUAUCUUGUGUUCAAUUCUUUUGAAAGCUAUUUGGCCAACAUUCUAUAGAAUGUGUUUCUGGGAGUACCUUUAAUAAGAGCGUUUGUCUUAAGUAUUAUCUGAAAUAUAUGAUUCUCUGUA